AUGGAUCUUGAGAAGGUUCGAAAGUAUCCUUGGGGAGUUGCUGCUUAUGACCUUCUCUACAACUCAAUAACCAAAACUCGUGACAACCUGAAGGAUAAGACUACUAGUUAUGUGUUGGAUGGAUUCUCGUACGCCUUCCAGAUUUGGGCAAUGAAAGUUGUACCAAAGAUUGGGAAGCUUUGUGGAAAAAAACUUGACAAAGGUUUCACGAACGGUCCUAGAUGCAUAAACUGGAUGGGAGCUGGAAAGGUGUCAUAUGAGGAGAUCAUUCGGUUGGAGCAAAUACUGACCCCUGAGGAUGACAUCUAUGCAUAUAUCGACUGGAGAGGAAAUUAUGAUGUAGUCCAAUCUGAUGCUUUUCGCAGAGAUGAUGAUGUGGAGGAUGAUAGAGUCAAGAACCUGAUGGAGUUGAUAAGAACAGGACAUGAUUUUAGUGACCAAAUUUGGGAAAUCGAAGAAGCUCCAGAGGUUUGUUCAGAUCUUCAUGAUGAAGCACCUGUGAAUGAUGAAUCGGCUGUGAUUGAUGAAUCGGCUGUGAAUGAUGAAGCGGCUGGGAGUGAUGAAGACUACCAUACUCCAAAAGGAUCAAAGAACCUAGGCUCUACAUCAAGAAGGGGUAAGAAGAGGCUUCCGGCUCGUGGUAUGGAAAAAAGGAAGCAUAAGAUUCUCUCUACUGGACCUAAGCAAGCGCCUUUUAAUGAAGACAUGAAGGCUUUUAUGGCAAAUGAUUUCAUUCCCGGGAUAGGAACGCAAGGCGUUGAAGGUCUUUCUCGGACCUCAUAUGUGCCCGGCUUUGAUCCAUCUCAGACCAAGAAGGGAGAUGAGUGGUGGACUCCAAGGACUUCAGUCCAAGAUUCAAUAGUUCCACUGCCGUCACAUUGGGAGAAAUGGAAUAAAUGA
This is a messenger RNA of Brassica oleracea var. oleracea, 900 nucleotides long. RefSeq lists its product as uncharacterized. The transcript is spliced from 2 exons. The record is from RefSeq and is a predicted model, not a curated record. Lineage: Eukaryota; Viridiplantae; Streptophyta; Magnoliopsida; Brassicales; Brassicaceae. Bases 1 to 900 code for a protein of 299 amino acids.